CAAAGGAGCUGUACCGCUGUACCGGCUCCGUACCGCUGUUGUGCCGCCCUGAAAGCUCUCUGAAACACCAUGAGCUCACCGCCACAUGUAGUCUAUGUUCCUCAGAUUCGCAAGGAAGCUCCCAAGGAUCAGAUGAUGCAACGAUGCAACCUGCAUACAGCAUCUUACCAUCUCACAACCUUUGCGUGUUUGGUGUCAGGCAUUAACCACAACCCACCAUGUCAUUUAUUUGGAUCGUUUCAAAAAGGUUGAUUUGACAUUGAAAUAAAUGGCUCUUCUCCAGGAAAGUUGCCCUUAUUUCAAAAGCUGAGUUAAUGAUCCCUCAGACCACCAUCGCUUCUUACUCGUCAAUAAAUCCAAGAAAUGCCUGGACUCCCGGAAUAUGUAUUAUUUAGAAUCUUUCAUACAAGAAUGAAGGAAGGAAUUGCAAAGGCUUAUUACUAAGCUACUGUACCACGUUAUUCUAGAGAAAAAUAUGUUUUCUUGGAGUUGGGGCAUUUAUUUUCGUGGAGUGUUGUUUCUGAGGUCCCUGGUACAGUACGGUCACCACGUUUAAGUGAAGUGACCGUAAAAAGGUAAGAAUGGGAACGCUGUAUGGUACAGCUGAGGCUAUGGGAGAAUCAGCAGAGGCCAAACAGACUGUGCAGUUGCCGUGCUACAGAUUACAGAUACAACAAGCAAUUGCCAGUUGCCAGUACAAGAGUAUUCUUGCCUUUCCUAUGCUUAUGUAUGUACUCCAGCUAGUAGCAGCUACUCUAGCUAGCUAGCUGGAGUGCUCUAUUUAGCUAGGGAGCGGCAGCAGCGGCCGGUUGUGGAAAGGACCAGGUCAUCAAAAUUGCGCUUGCGGUAGAUCUCUCUGAUCGGCUUCGCUUGAACACAUGAACAGCACAACCUAAUUCGUUGAAAUAUCGGGUGGGGUGGAACAUAGGACGUUUCUAGCCUGACAAAUUCACAUUUGCAUCCUUGGUCCCAGCAGUGUGGUUGAGGUCCCUCGCAAGCCCAACAGAUCUCUUCAUCUCAGAUCCUCACUCUUGAUCUUCACGAUCUUCACUUCCUUGUCUCACAAUUUCAAAAAGGCCAAAAGUUACAAGAGGAUUCCACAACUUGAAAACGCACCAACACCACGCCACAUUUACAAAAGGAAAUCAUGAUGUUCCCCUCCAGAGCUUCGCAACACCUUAAUCUUCUGUCAGCCUCCCUGCAAUCCAACAACAACAAUGGCGCCACCACCAAUGACCUCCAAUCAUCAUCUGCUGCUAGCAGUCGCACUCCAUUGGCUGCUGCCCCUGUUCCUGCCAACCUCACCGUCCAAGAUCUCCUCGAAGACGCACGUCGCAGAAGCCAGGUACUUCCUUUGAUGGGCAGCAGCAGGCCCGCCCUUCCCACAAGUGUUCUGUCUGCACCAUCCUUGGCCACUUCGUUGCUACCACACUCUCCCGAUACAGUCCGUCGCAUGGACCUGGAUGCUCAGCUCCUGACCAGGUCCAGGCAGCUUGCCGACAAUGCCCGUCUCAUCAAUGACGCCAUUCGCAUAGAACGUGAAGCUGCCAUUCAAGCCCUUUUGCAAAGUGAACAGCAGCAGAGGCUGCUAGAGGCGCAACGGCGCGAGAGUCUGGCAGAUCAACUUUGGGGAGGCAUUCGUCACUCCGAACGAGCUGGGUUGCCACCCGCUGCCACUUGGCCUCUCGUAGCUGCCUCGUCGGGAUUGGUUUGUGGUGCUGCAACACCUACUGUGGGAGGAGCAGAUGACAUUUUCACCAAUGCUGCCUUGCGCCACCGUCUGCUGGCAUCCAGUCAAUUCUCGGCAGGAGCAGCCCUCACUAACCGAUUGGCAUCCACUCCCAGCCCCACAUCACAUCAUGCCCGGGUUGGUUCGCCUCGUUUUGCGGCACUUCCUACUGCCAGGGAGCACCCACAGUCUCCCGCUUCUUCAAUGGACAAAAAGAUGCCAGCCAAGGCAUCGCUCCAGCAAGUCGUACCGGAACCCACCAAGGCUCCCCUUCCCAAUGCUCUUGGAAUCGAACAGGAUACCAAUUGGCUCUCUCAAAAUCAGUGUGUGCUCCGAGCCGAAUUCAUUGAAGUGGCCAAGGCCACACGAAAUGACUUUAGCGGGCUCGAUGGUGGUUCUGAUGCGCAGAGUUAUGAACAGGUUGGCAUUCGUUGUCGCUACUGUGCUCAUGCUCCAACAGGACAACGCGCUAGCCGUUCGUCUGCCUUUCCCUCGAGCAUUACCCAGCUCUAUCAGUCGUUUACCAUGAUGCAACGCGAUCAUUUUCACAAAUGCACCAUGAUUCCCCUGGAACAGCGACGUCAUUUGGAAACGCUGCGGCGCUCCAACACACAGGGCGCCUGCGAUUCCAAACAAUAUUGGACGUAUGCGGCCAAAACCUUGGGUAUGUUUGAUACUCCUCGUGGCAUUGAAAUGAAUCAACAAGCCGUAGAGGCCGGACGUCAAAUGCCCAAUUUUGGAGUGGGAGAAGCAGUAGCAGUAAAAGAAGAUUCCAAGGUCUCCAGUUUGGACCAAAAGCAAAAAGUCGACAACGGCGAGCACUUGUUGCUUCAAUUUUGCAGCACCGACGCAAAGCUGCCCGCCUAUUUGGGUCAUCUCCUGACCCAAUUGCAAGUGGUGACACUGCUUCCAUCGGAAAAGACGGGAAAACGCAAGGCACUUCCGAUUGGAUUUACCGGAUUGGGUUGCAAAUGCUGCUCCAAAGCCGGACGGUUGGGGUUUAGCCGGACGUUUCCUCUCCGUCGUCGCACCCUUCCGGCGAAAUUGGACGACAUGUUGAGCCAUCUCUUGCGGUGUCCUCUCACUCCCAGCCACAUCAAGUCGGAGCUGUUACUGCUUCAGGGUGGAAAUGACGAACGCAAACGUCUGUAUCAAAAGCACCACGCCAAGCUGGAUGAACUCUGGAAGGUAAUGGGACGUGAAGGCGACUUUUGUGCAUGAAUGAGCGAAUGAAUGAAUGAAUGAAUGAAUG
Molecule: messenger RNA, 2981 nt
Organism: Seminavis robusta
Lineage: Eukaryota; Bacillariophyta; Bacillariophyceae; Naviculales; Naviculaceae
Source: the annotation of a GenBank genome assembly